AUGUCUGACGAAACCUCGCCGCCAGGAACCCAGUCUUGCCCCCCACCUGAGCUGCCUCAACUCGUUGCGGAACAGCAUGUCCCCAUCCCUUCUCAUGACAAGGACACUCAACGAUUGAUUGUCAUUCUUUCCAAUGCCAGUCUUGAGACCUACCGGGCCUCAAGUGGUCGAGCUGGUGCCAAGGAUGAGAAGUAUUCGUUGCUGAACAGUGAUGAGCACAUUGGUAUUAUGCGAAAGAUGAAUCGGGAUAUCAGUGAAGCUCGUCCGGAUAUUACCCACCAGUGUCUCCUCACCCUCCUUGAUUCUCCCGUCAACAAGGCCGGUCGCCUUCAAAUCUUCAUCCAUACCGCCAAGGGAGUCCUGAUUGAAGUUAACCCCUCCGUCCGUAUUCCUCGAACUUUCAAGCGAUUUGCUGGUCUGAUGGUCCAGUUGCUUCACCGUCUGUCCAUCCGUUCCACCAACUCCCAGGAGAAGCUGUUGAAGGUGAUCAAGAACCCGAUCACCGAUCACCUGCCUCCCAACUGCCGCAAGGUCACCAUGAGUUUCGAUGCCCCGGUUGUGCGUACCAAGGAUUACGUUGAGUCAUUGGGACCCAAGGAGAGCAUCGCCAUUUUUGUCGGUGCGAUGGCCAAGGGACAUGAUGACUUUGCCGAUUCGUUCAAGGAUGAUACCAUCAGUAUCAGUAACUACAGUCUUUCCGCCAGUGUGGCCUGUAGUAAGUUCUGCCACGCAGCCGAGGAGGUGUGGGACAUCCUUUGA
Penicillium malachiteum is the source of this 759-nucleotide messenger RNA. Its product is annotated as 18S rRNA pseudouridine methyltransferase. The record is from RefSeq and is a predicted model, not a curated record. Gene Ontology annotation, cellular component: small-subunit processome; nucleolus. Gene Ontology annotation, biological process: rRNA base methylation. The transcript has 2 exons. The coding region runs from base 1 to 759 and encodes 252 amino acids. Gene Ontology annotation, molecular function: rRNA binding; rRNA (pseudouridine) methyltransferase activity. Lineage: Eukaryota; Fungi; Ascomycota; Eurotiomycetes; Eurotiales; Aspergillaceae.